AAAGCAUGAAGGAAUACAGUUUAGCUACCGCAGAAAAUACCAGACUUCAAAGAAAUAUAACACUAAAGAUAUAAAAGCAUCUUAUUUGUUGCAGUACAAAAUGGUACCUGACAAGACACGAAUUUGUUAUAUAUUUUUAUUUGUGUACAUGUUAGUGCCUUUAUUGUUUCCAGUUGCAACUGGGGAGGCGAACAAAUCCACUUCAGCUACGCAACAGCAGGGUAACAACAAAAGCAUAAAUGACCUUAGCAAUAAUAAUACGACUGUUUUGAACGCACAGACAGGCUCCGUUGGAGUUAUCAGUGACAAACAUAAUAGCAUAAAGACUGGCACUGGAAGCUCCUCGGUAGAGGGGGUCGCAGAGACUGCUGCUGCUAACACCAGGCCCUUGUCGAUACAAAGAGCACUGUAUGUCCUUAUGGCUGUAAGCGCUGUCGUAAUCGUUUACUUCGUAAUCAGGACCGUCAGAAUGAGAAAGAAAAGCAGAAAGACAAGGAGAUACGGAGUUCUAGAUACAAACCUUGCCAUGGAAAUGACACCCUUGGAACAGGAUGAUGAUGAAGAGGAGGAUGAUACAACACUAUUUGAUGCCAGACUUUCAAGGAGAUAAAAGGUGUACAUACUGUUCCACUGGACACCCAAUGGAAAACAGAAGGAAAUACAUGACUGUGCCGGAUGUACAAGGUCUAAUUUUGGAUAUGUGUGUCGUAAUAAAAACUGUGAACAAAAAAAAACUGUAAACGGUGAACCUCUGUAUAUGUACAAUUGCACUGUUUUUAUUUCAGGGCCAAAAGAGAAUGAAAUCAUAUCUAAAGUUAACUAUCUUAAAAAAUGCAAAGUCAAGAUUAUUUUCAAACCAUCACAUUGUAUUGUCAUAUCCAAGUAGACAAUUGAUUCUUAUGAAAUAUUUGAAACUUGUUGUUCAGAAUAAGUCUGCAGGUGUCUGUUUUUGCAAACGUAUAGUUAUUAAAUUUACAAUUUAUAUUUGAGUUUAUAAAAUUAACUUCUGAGAAUAAGUAUGCAAGAUCUUGUUAUUUUAUUUGUAUUAUUAUAUUUUGAAUGAAGAAUGUUUGCCAGAUACAGUACGUUAUUGCUAAAACAUAUUUGAAUACAUGCGUUUACAUAAAUAUAUAUGUACGUCAGAAUAAAAAUAUUUAAUUUCUUAGAA
Molecule: messenger RNA, 1168 nt
Organism: Polyodon spathula (Mississippi paddlefish)
Lineage: Eukaryota; Metazoa; Chordata; Actinopteri; Acipenseriformes; Polyodontidae
Product: membrane protein FAM174-like
Exons: 3
Coding region: 101-610 (169 amino acids)
Source: RefSeq, a predicted model, not a curated record